Molecule: messenger RNA, 2199 nt
Organism: Chenopodium quinoa (quinoa)
Lineage: Eukaryota; Viridiplantae; Streptophyta; Magnoliopsida; Caryophyllales; Amaranthaceae
Product: calcium-dependent protein kinase 26-like
Exons: 8
Coding region: 1-1707 (568 amino acids)
Biological process (GO): intracellular signal transduction; protein autophosphorylation; peptidyl-serine phosphorylation
Cellular component (GO): cytoplasm; nucleus
Molecular function (GO): calmodulin binding; calcium/calmodulin-dependent protein kinase activity; ATP binding
Source: RefSeq, a predicted model, not a curated record
AUGGGCAAUACAUGCCGGGGAUCUUUUGGGGCAAAAUUUCAUCAGGGCGAGACUCAGCCCGAGGAUCAUUCUGUUGUAAAUUCAAACUCGAACACGAAUUCGAAUACCACUAGCUCUAAUACUACCAAGAGAAACGAUUCUGAUUAUUCAGAUUAUUCACCUAAUAGUUUGAGAAACCAGCAACUUGUUAAUCAGGAAUUUGCUCAAGAUAAUCCUAAGAAAGAUCAUAAUUCUGUGGUUGUUGUUCCAAUGGCUAAAGAUAAUAAUACCGUAAGGAAGCAAAGUGAUAAUCAAGCUUAUUAUGUUUUGGGUCAUAAGACCGCCAACAUUCGUGAUCUUUACACUCUUGGCCGUAAAUUGGGGCAAGGGCAAUUUGGGACCACGUAUCUUUGUACCGAGAUCUCCACGGGGAUUGAAUAUGCUUGUAAAUCGAUAUCGAAAAGGAAGUUGAUAUCCAAGGAGGAUGUGGAAGAUGUGAGAAGAGAGAUUCAGAUAAUGCACCACCUGGCAGGUCACAAGAAUAUUGUGACCAUAAAGGGUGCUUAUGAAGAUCCUUUAUAUGUGCACAUUGUGAUGGAACUUUGUUCUGGGGGCGAGUUGUUUGACCGCAUCAUUCAAAGGGGGCAUUACAGUGAGAGAAAGGCUGCUGAAUUGACUAAGAUCACUGUCGGGGUUGUUGAAGCCUGCCAUUCACUUGGGGUUAUGCACAGAGAUCUCAAGCCUGAGAAUUUCUUGUUGGUGAAUAAGGAUGAUGAUUUCUCUCUCAAAGCUAUCGACUUUGGGCUGUCUGUCUUCUUUAAACCAGGUCAGGUCUUUACAGAUGUGGUUGGAAGUCCUUACUAUGUCGCGCCUGAGGUUCUUUUGAAGAAUUAUGGCUUUGAGGCAGAUGUUUGGACUGCUGGAGUUAUUCUGUACAUAUUACUCAGUGGUGUGCCACCAUUUUGGGCUGAAACUCAGCAGGGAAUAUUCGAUGCAGUUCUGAAGGGUCAUAUUGAUUUUGACUCAGAUCCUUGGCCCCUAAUUUCCGAUAGUGCAAAGGAUCUUAUCAGAAAGAUGCUGUGCUCAAACCCAAAAGAGCGUUUAACUGCUCACCAAGUUCUAUGUCAUCCUUGGAUUUGUGAAAGUGGGGUUGCACCAGAUAGAGCAUUGGACCCAGCUGUAAUUUCUCGUCUCAAACACUUCUCUGCAAUGAACAAGCUGAAGAAAAUGGCUUUGCGGGUUAUAGCUGAAAGUUUGUCAGAGGAAGAAAUUGCUGGAUUAAAAGAAAUGUUUAUGUCAAUGGAUACUGAUAACAGUGGUGCAAUUACAUUUGAGGAGCUCAAAGCUGGUUUAAAAAGAUAUGGUUCAAACCUUAAAGACAUAGAGAUACGUGAUCUGAUGGAAGCGGCUGAUAUUGAUAAUAGUGGUACAAUUGACUAUGGGGAAUUUAUAGCUGCUACUAUUCAUCUCAACAAGCUCGAGCGUGAGGAACAUCUUGUUGCUGCCUUUCAGUACUUUGACAAGGAUGGCAGUGGAUCUAUUACCAUUGAUGAGCUCCAACAAGCAUGUCAAGAACAGGGCCUUAACGAUCUUUACCUUGAAGAUGUUAUCAGAGAAGUUGAUCAAAAUAACGAUGGCACAAUUGAUUAUAGUGAAUUUGUUGCGAUGAUGAGAAAAGGUGAUGGUGGGAUUGGAAGGAGAACCAUGCGUAUGAGCAUGAGAGAAUGAGAGAUGCACCUGGGUUUUACUAGACUUUCACUGUAGUUUUAUUUAAGGUUUGUACAGCAAUGGAUGAUAAAACCAUGAGAUGUAGGUUCUUCCUCCGGCUCAACAACUUCCUUUUGUGGGGUGUUUAUUGUAAAGGUUGUGUGGUUAAGCACUAUAGAGCAAAAGUUAUAAACUCUGCAAUGACUGGUCUGAAAUGGAUUCCAACUUACCAUGUCUAUAGAUGAUCUCUGUAUGUUUGGAAGAACAAGGUUGAUCUACUGUUGCUUCCGUUGCAAGCUUGGAAGUUCGUGCUCGUUCUGUACUUUUAACUUGUUGGAUUGUACUUUAGAAAAAUGAUAUUUAUUCAAGCGGCUGUCAAUGUCAUUUUAGAAGUGCUGUUGUAUGUUGUUAAAUGUUGAGAUUUAAACCUUAGAUCCCUUUGUAUCAUGAAUGAAAAGAGGACCGUUGUUGAACUUCAUUGAAUUCUGAAUUAUUUUUUUGUUCUGUAUCAAA